Electrophorus electricus (electric eel) is the source of this 2674-nucleotide messenger RNA. The record is from RefSeq and is a predicted model, not a curated record. NCBI's taxonomy places the organism in Eukaryota, Metazoa, Chordata, Actinopteri, Gymnotiformes, Gymnotidae.
AUUGGUGCCAUUAAGCGUUUUGUUUUUGUGCUCAUUUUUUGGGUUAUUUUGAAUAAUAGCAUUUUCAAGUUAUGUCAUAAUCUAUUUUCUUAAUGUUUAGAUUUCAUUAAUCGCUAUGUUUUAGUGGUAUAUGUAAAAACCGAGUAUAAGUUAUGCUAAAUCGGUGCUAAGAGACGAAUCGCCUGCUGGUUCGCUGACGUUAUAGGCUCAGUUUGUUGUAUUAGCUAAGUUAGCUUGAUUUCGAGAUGUUUCUCUAUUAAUUGGAAUUUUCCAGAGCGUAAAUGACCAGUAAACGAGUUCUCCUCAGCUGCACCGUUAUAUCUCUCCAGGAUACUCGUUUUCUGUAUCCAUGCUGUAACUUUUGUCUGUCCAGAUUAAUAGAGGAGUGUGAUUUAAGGAGCAGAUGCCCAAAAUGUGGCUUGAGAUAUGAUAACAAAAACAUAUUUGGUUUGACAGUUUUUGGAGGUUGUCUGAAUUCCUUUUUUGGUAUUACUGCUGGUGAUUUGCAGAGAUUUGUUUGUUCAGAAAGACAAGGCCUUCAAAGCGUACAGCAUCUACUAACAAAAGCAGUGGAAGAUUGCUUUAUAGGAAAAUGUUUUGUUUUUGGAUUUAAGGCUUCUGGUCUUGAUAGCGUCUUAUUUCAUGAACACACUUCUUCACAAGGUUUCAGUACUGAAUCUGCACAGUUUGUGGCUUGUCAGAUAAUUUCGCCAAAUGGAGAUUUUCUGGGUAUCACUGUUUUUGCUUACUUGCAAAGGCUCCUGGAGGCUUGUUGCUUCCCACACCCUUCUGUAUCCACCAAAGCUGUUUGUCAGUUGCAGCAGAAAGAUUCACUGGUGAGCAGCUUUGAGCACACUCCUCCUUUAUGUUCAGAAACAAGCUGUUCAGGAUUAACACUUUCAUGUCUAUGGCAACCAACAACAGACUUGGUCUUAUCCUUCUCUCCAGAAAAAACAAGUGGGCAUUCUUUACAACAGCUCUCUAUAGAUGGAGUCCAUAAUGAGCUGUCUUGCCUUGUAGAUCAGGUGAAAAGUGAUUAUGGUGUAUGGUAUACAGCAUUUUGCACUUUCAAACAAUGUGAAUCAAGUGUGGAACAAAACAGCCGUUCUGCUUCAGUUAAUUCCUUAUCCACCAUGUUGUCAAUGGCUGACAAAUCUGAUUCAUUUGCAGCACAAACUAGUUUAGUUGUACGUGAUACCUUAAAACCCACAACCACCAUGUCCUGUGGUCUUGAGUCUGAAAGACCUCCCUGGAUAUCAGAAAUGUUAUCUGGUAGAGAGUGCAGUGCAUCUUUUUUUGGAAAGUCACUUUUUAAUUACUCAGUUCAAAAUGGAAGUAUUGAUUUGGGUUUUGAUGCUCCUCUGUCAGAAACAUUGAGAGGAUUUGUCAACAGAGAGUCACAAAUUUCAAAGGAAGUUAACAUGAAGGUACUUGGAUCUGCAAGCAAGUGUAGUACACUUGAAAGAGAUUGGAUCUUGCCCCAAAAGACUAAUUGUGUUUUGCUUGAAGAUCACAUGGUUUUGGGUUGUUCAUCAGACAUUCAGGCAUUGUGCUCUUAUCAAUCAGCUCUCACCCCAUUGCACAAUAUCUCCAACAUAAUCAAAGCAAAAGGCAAUGAAAAGUCACUAAAAAGAAAGCACGCAAAGAGAAAAGUACUCUCUAGUUCUAAACGUAUCCUUCAUACUCUAAAAGUAUCGCAGGUCCCUAAGGACUAUAGUGUGCUCUCAUGUGGCACAAACUCAAAAGUAAAUAACUUAACAAAGAACUCAGUCAGUACAAUUUGUUGGUUACCAAAUGGCCAAAGUGGAUACUGUUUUGAGGACAUCAUGCAAGUAGAUCAUGCAGUGUGCCCUGAAAUGCAAAGUCAAGACAUCGAAAAACAAAUCACUUUUGGUGAACACAAAGAUGAAUACAAUUGCUCAGCAGACCUGUUUUACCAAAACGACACUGACACAAAUGCUCCAGAUGUCACUGAGAGGUCUGACUGUGAUCCAGAAAUAAAGAAAUGCCAUAUCUUGGACAUCAGUGUUUCUGGACCUGAGGUUUUGAGCUCCUUCCAUUUUGAACCUUCUCUGCAAUCAACCCCUAGAGCUUAUCCAUAUAAUAAGUGCUCAUAUGCUCAGAGCUGUGAGUCUAGCAAAAAAGACUCAGUCUUGCAAUGUUCUAAGAAACUAAUGACAAGAACUAGUGUCAGAGUUAUGAGAAACCACAGUGAUAUCAGACAUGGAUCUAAGGCAGGAAAAACAGAAUUGAGUCAAACUCAGAGUUCUGAUUUUUCUUUUAAAAAUCAUGAAGCUUCAACAAGUGAUUCUGAGGUGGAAAGGAACACAGAACAUGAGCUUGAAGACUCCGUUUUACACAGCAACAUUAACGAGUGGUCCAGAGAUCUUUUUGCAUAUUCCUUUUAAAUAAUAGUUAAAUAAGAUGAAAAUAUUUUGUACAUUUUACUAAUUGUAAUUUCAACUGUGCAUGUGUCUCGUUUGUUAGGAGUGUAAUGGGAUAUUAAUAAAAUGUAUGUAUUUUUCCGGAAAGAAACCUAAUUCUUUUAUUGAUAUAAAUAAAGACUCCUGGGAUAUGUCUCGCAGACAUGCAACUUGUAGGAUUGCGUCAUCAGUUAAGUGUUUUGUUUUGGGGUUGUUUGUCUAGGAUUUUAACUGCUAUUUCUUUAAUUUUU